AACGAGAGUCGUCCUUUAACUCGGCGUAUGUCCAAAACAACAUGAAACUCUUCUACCUGUGAAAUUUUAACUAUUCUGAGGAAAUUUGCUGUUACUUCCUGGGUCUUUCAGAUUAAACACGUUGCUUGGCGGUGGAGAGCAGUCUGGCCCGAUUCUAAAAGUAGAUUUUUCGUUGGUUGGUAGAUUAGUAUGUUAACCAAAUUGAAGAAAAACGUUGUCAGUGUUAUUUUAUGACAAAUUUGAAAAAAAGUAAAAAGUAAGAUAUUUUUAAAUUAGCACAUAUUUUUAAGAGAUUCGGUGUGAAGUUCUCGCCAUUAAAAAAGACCAAAACGCAACAGUAACAGCUGAAUGGAAGAGAUGAGCAUCUCCAGGCAGAGAGCCAGAGAUCUAGUGACCGCCUAUGAUCACAGUUUGGAGCAGCAAAUUGUGGGACAAGGCUCUAACCUGGCGUGUAGAGACGAGGAGCUAUGGAAGCAGGUGGAGGGGCUACUGAGGGACGGAGAUGCUCAGGAGACACACUGCCUUGGUCUGGAUCCACUGAGGGUGAUGGAGGAGUCGCUCAAAGCAGCAGCAGCAGCAGCAGCAGCAGCAACAACAGCCAGCGCUGGGCGAGUCCAAGCCAGAGGAGGGCUGCAAGGCCUGGCUAAAGCCUUUGAGGUCCUGGAGCAAGUGGCCCUGAACCUCUACCUCGGACCCUGGAGGGAGGAGUACAAAGUAGUCAAGAUGUACUCCGGUAUGUUCACCCACUAUAUCAAACCAGUUCUGUCCAUGCCACAGAUUGAGAAACUGUUCGGCCUGCUAGGAUACCAGCCCAGCUCGCCUCGGCAUGAGCAGCUUUGUCUCCAGGUGCCCAGAGUUAGUCCUGCCUUUCUGGAUGACCUCCUCCGCUUAUCAUGUGCCUUUUUCCUGGCCCGCUGUGAGUGUCGCCUCCUUCUGACGGCUUUGGGGAAGCACUUUGGCGAGGCCCAGUGGGAGCUGAAUUUGGUGAGGGAGAGGCACAGAGGAAACAGCCUACAGGUCGCCCUGGACAACACCAAGAAGAUGCUGGAAGUCAGCCAGGCUCUGAUGGAGCCGUUUGGAGAAGUGGAGGUGGAUCUGUACACAGAUGAUCAGGUUAAUGCGCGGCACAAGCAAGCGGUUGUCAAUGACGCCGAGAGUCCCCGCUCUUUGACCUGGGUGACUCAAAGCAGUGCAUCAGUCCCUGCUGUCAAAACACACAGCAACGGAGUGACAUCCUUGUCCUCCUCAUCCACCUCCCCGUCCACCAGAGUCUGCAUCUCUACACUCAACUGCCAUCUGAACAAGAUGUCACCACCGGACGUCACCACUGAGGAGCUUCUGGACACUACCAGAAGCUCCUCAGCCAGCACGAGGAAAGACAGACGUCCCUGUAAAGAGUCGAGGUUUGACGAAGCGGACUCACAGUCACGCAGUCUGCAGGCAAAAGGGCUUUGCAAGAGUGAGGCUGAAGCCCACCACUUUUGCAGCUGUGUCAAAUCUCAGCAUCUUUGUCUUAAACUCUGUAUUCAGUGCAACACCUUGCACUGUAUCACCUGUGUCUUGCUUAAGCAUUGCCUCACGGAGAGCCACUGUGUGGUAUUCUAUGACAAUACAACAGAAAAGAUGGAAGAAUUCAGAGCAGUGUCACCACAGGGUGCAAGCCUCGGAGUGAGUGGUAGGAGUGCAUCACCAGCUCUCACCAGCAGCAACGCAGCAAUGUCCUCCUUAGCUCUGUGUGAUGACCCUGAAUCAAUAAUUUCAUCUCUUCAUCCAAUCACCUACCAUGACUGCUGCGACCUUGCUCAUUUGGACCCUCAGCUUCUGUGUCUCAGCUGCAGUGUCUUCCACUCUGGUUCCUGCAGAGGGAUAGACUUCUGCCAAAGUCACCACAUGGUCAAGCCACUGGGAGUGUGCUCCUGUGGGAAGGCAUGUUCCAGAAAGCCUCUGGUUCUGUGCAGAUAUUGUGGAAAUGAGUAUUGUAGGGAUUGUUGGUACAGAAGUCCUGUUGUAUGUACCUGUGGCCAAACUUUUGACCAGUCAUCCUCUGUGUGAACCGUAUUUGAAAAGUAUUGCAUUAAUGAGGCACAACUAGCAAAAUCACAGUGCCUUAAAUCUGUGUACUGGAAACUGAAUUAGUUUCUUGACACAGUACUGAAAUGCAGUAUUAAGUGUGCUCCAGUAUUUCUAUUUUGAUCCUCUUUCUGAGACUCAUUACUCUGUAAUCCAGUUAUUCUGUAAGUAAUUUACCAUUAUCAACAUUUUUCAAAUAUUAUGUAUUGUUGAUACUUGAAGUCGUGAUUACAGUUUGUGCUCUUGGGUCACUUAAAUGUAAUUUAGUGUGAAGCACAUGGAAGUCUGUUUUCAUCUGUAUUUGCUGCCUGCUAACAGACUGGAGUAAAAAGGGUCAAUAUGCCA
Molecule: messenger RNA, 2415 nt
Organism: Siniperca chuatsi (mandarin fish)
Lineage: Eukaryota; Metazoa; Chordata; Actinopteri; Centrarchiformes; Sinipercidae
Gene: spata2l
Product: spermatogenesis associated 2-like
Exons: 4
Coding region: 349-2052 (567 amino acids)
Cellular component (GO): cytoplasm
Source: RefSeq, a predicted model, not a curated record